GAUAAAGAAUUGCAUAGUAUUUAAAGUGUGCAGCUUGUUAUACAUUCGAUUAUUAUGUGCUUCUUUAAAUUUCAAUGUUUUGAUUGUGAAGUUCGACUACAUUUAUAGCUUGACUUUGUGGUGUGAUCUACAGGACAAGAACAAGUUGAUGGAUGCUUUAAAGCAUGCUUCGAACAUGCUGGGGGAGCUGAGGACCUCCAUGCUUUCUCCAAAGAGCUACUAUGAGCUCUAUAUGGCUAUCUCUGACGAACUCCACUACCUAGAGGUUUAUCUGACUGAUGAGUUUGCCAAGGGACGCAAGGUGGCAGAUCUUUAUGAGCUGGUCCAGUAUGCAGGCAACAUCAUUCCAAGGCUCUAUCUGCUGAUCACAGUGGGUGUGGUGUACGUUCGCUCCUUCCCCCAGUCUCGCAAGGACAUCCUGAAAGACCUGGUAGAGAUGUGUCGUGGCGUCCAGCACCCACUCAGAGGCCUCUUCCUCAGAAAUUACCUUCUGCAGUGUACACGCAACAUACUACCAGAUGAUGGAGAGCGGGCAGAGGGAACAGAAGAGAUGACUGGUGAUAUCAAUGACUCUAUCGACUUUGUCCUUCUCAAUUUUGCGGAAAUGAACAAGUUAUGGGUUCGAAUGCAGCAUCAGGGUCAUAGCCGGGACCGAGAGAAGAGAGAAAAGGAAAGACAAGAACUUAGGAUUCUCGUGGGCACCAAUCUAGUUCGCCUGAGCCAACUUGAGGGUGUCAACGUGGACAAGUACAAACAGAUUGUUCUUCCUGGAGUGCUGGAACAGGUUGUGAACUGCAGAGACUCACUGGCUCAGGAAUAUCUAAUGGAGUGCAUUAUUCAGGUUUUUCCAGAUGAGUUCCACCUUCAAACCCUGAACCCCUUCCUGCGUUCCUGUGCAGAGCUGCAUCAGCAUGUCAAUGUCAAGAACAUCAUCAUUGCCCUUAUCGACAGACUUGCUCUGUUUGCUCAUAGAGAAGAUGGUCCAGGCAUUCCAGCUGAGAUCAAAUUGUUUGACAUCUUCUCUCAGCAAGUGGCCACUGUCAUUCAAUCUCGGCAGGACAUGCCAUCAGAAGACGUGGUUUCUCUUCAGGUCUCUCUCAUCAAUUUGGCCAUGAAAUGCUACCCUGAACGUGUGGAUUAUGUAGACAAGGUCCUGGAGAGCACUGUGGAGAUAUUCAACAAGCUCAACUUGGAACACAUAGCAACCAGCAGUGCUGUGUCGAAGGAACUUACCCGACUGUUGAAGAUCCCAGUGGAUACCUACAACAAUGUCCUGAUGGUGUUGCAGCUCAAGCAUUUCCCACCGCUCUUUGAAUACUUUGACUACGAGUCACGUAAGAGCAUGAGUUGCUAUGUGCUGAGCAACACGCUGGAUUACAACACCACUAUUUUGGCCCAAGAACAGGUGGAUGCCAUCUUGAACUUGGUAUCCAUACUAAUCCAGGAUCAGCCAGACCAACCAGCUGAUGACCCAGACCCAGAGGACUUUGCUGAGGAGCAAAGCCUUGUGGGCCGUUUCAUCCAUCUGCUCCACUCUGAAGAUCCUGAUCAACAGUAUCUUAUUCUUAAUACAGCCCGGAAACACUUUGGUGCUGGUGGAAAUCAAAGGAUUCGUUACACACUGCCUCCUUUGGUGUUCGCUGCUUACCAAUUAGCCUUCAGGUACAAGGAGAACUCUUCAGCGGAUGACAAAUGGGAAAAGAAGUGCCAGAAGAUCUUUUCCUUCGCCCACCAGACCAUCAGUGCACUUAUCAAGGCUGAGCUUGCUGAGCUGCCGCUUCGACUCUUCCUGCAGGGGGCGCUGGCUGCAGGCGAGAUUGGCUUUGAGAACCACGAGACUGUAGCGUAUGAGUUCAUGUCACAGGCCUUCUCCCUGUAUGAGGAUGAGAUCAGCGACUCAAAAGCCCAGUUGGCAGCCAUCACGCUGAUCAUCGGGACUUUCGAGCGAAUGCGAUGUUUCAGCGAGGAAAACCACGAGCCUCUAAGGACUCAGUGUGCACUGGCUGCAUCCAAGCUGCUGAAGAAGCCUGACCAGUGCAGAGCUGUCAGCAUUUGCGCCCAUCUCUUCUGGUCAGGUCGCAGCACUGACAAAAAUGGUGAAGAGAUCCGUGAUGGUAAGCGGGUGAUGGAGUGUCUAAAGAAAGCACUGAAGAUUGCCAACCAGUGCAUGGACCCAUCGCUGCAAGUCCAGCUUUUCAUCGAAAUCCUCAACAGAUACGUCUGCUUCUACGAGAGGGAGAAUGAUGCGGUGACAGUCCAGGUAUUAAACCAGCUGAUCCAAAAGAUCAGGGAAGAUCUUCCCAACUUGGAGGCAAGUGAAGAAACAGAACAGAUCAACAAACACUUCCAUAAUACACUGGAGCAUCUUCGUCUGCAGAGGGAAUCCCCUGAGUCUGAAGGUCCUGCAUAUGAGGGCCUUGUCCUUUAAAACAAAUGCAGGUUGGAAGUCCUUCCCUAGAUGAUUCAUUAUAUUAGGAAUAUAUACUGCACAUACUCAGAAGAACACACAAAAUAUCCUGUAGGCCAGGAAUAAAAAUAAAUGUCAAGACCUAAAACUCAGUCUUUGAUUUUUUUCUUAAUUUCUCUGCAUCAUUUCCUCUGCACUGUCCCUCGCUUGCAGAACUGUUCUCUGCAACAUGUUGGACAUGUUAAAAAGCAUGUGUCAGCAAUACUGCACGUAACUUCUGUGUCAUUUGUGGCAAGUCUUAAGCACCAUUCCUUUAUGAAUUCACACUUUACCCGUUUGUCUUUAACCUGAAUCAUUUUAUUGUUGGUAGUAGCUCCACUAGCUGUGAUAUGUGUAUCCACUGAGUUAUUUGUCAUGAUACUGAGAAGUGAAUGUAUUAGCUGAGUGUACAAAGGCUCAAAAUCUAGUAGUGGUCUGCCAGCUUUUUUUCAUAUGACCUACUUUUCAAAUAUGAAUAAUCAGUAUCUGCUGUUCUGUAGGAUGGCUUGUGGCAAGUUUUAAUCAGGUAGUGCCAAACCAAACUGAAGACCAGAUUAACGUUCAAGUUUUGCCCACAAGAAUGAUGCAAACCAUGUUGUCCAUUUAAAAUCCCAUGAAUGUUUUACAAUAUAGUAUCUUUUAUUAUUGUUGGACUGUGGGACUGUGACACAGUUAAUAAAUGUGUAACAUUAAGCAUUUCCCCCAAUACGUCUGCCAUCCCAGCUAGACUGCAAAGAAAUAACAAAUAGCUGUGCAAAUAUAGUCAUUCGUAUAUAUGGAAAUGGUCAUAUUUUUGAAAAGAUUCUUUCCCCUCACUCUUUAGCAGAGCUUUUUAAUAACAUCAAGUUUGUCCCUCCAUCUCUAUAGACUUCUUAUUUUAUGUAUUAGUUUAUUUCAGUAAUGGAUUUACACAUUCAAAACUCCAGUGUGUGUGCAGUGUUAGCAUGUUUUAGUGUGCUUGUACCAAAAGGCCCCAUUCUCUCUCUCUCUCUCUCUAUAUAUAUAUAUAUAUACAUAUAUAUAUAUCUCACUAACUACAAUGUCUGAAUUUGUCAUUUUUUUGAUCAGUGAAACAUUUUGGAAUAGUAUAUUGAGGGGGAUGCAGCAGUUCCCCAAUCUUGUAUCCUGGUUGACAAACUGCUAUAGAGUAUAUAUAAUAGUGUACAAGGUUUUGGAAUUGUUUGCUAUGGCAUUGGACAGUAUCUGUUAAUUUCUCUUUCUUGACUCCUGUUGAUUUUUUUGGAGAGUAUUGACCAGUUUCUUUUCACUUUUAAACGCACUUGUGAAUCAGAUUAAACAAUGCUGAUUAAAUGGAAAUAAUCAUUGUCAUUUACUGAAAUAAAAUUGAAAUUAACAAUG
Stegastes partitus (bicolor damselfish) is the source of this 3805-nucleotide messenger RNA. RefSeq names its product VPS35 retromer complex component (gene vps35). The annotation marks the transcript as partial. Gene Ontology annotation, cellular component: retromer complex; late endosome; retromer, cargo-selective complex. The transcript has 15 exons. Lineage: Eukaryota; Metazoa; Chordata; Actinopteri; Pomacentridae. Gene Ontology annotation, biological process: intracellular protein transport; retrograde transport, endosome to Golgi. The record is from RefSeq and is a predicted model, not a curated record.